Messenger RNA from Cylicostephanus goldi, 774 nucleotides. Lineage: Eukaryota; Metazoa; Nematoda; Chromadorea; Rhabditida; Strongylidae. The record is from the annotation of a GenBank genome assembly.
AUGGCUUUGUCGGCGAGUUUUGCAAGCAUAAAGACAAAUUCAGAAGCUCUACCGCCAUCUUGCAUAUUGCCAUAUCACACUGGCGAUGAAGUGGACGAUCCGGACGACUUUGAAGCGCAGUUAUGGCUUGGAGGAAAAAACAUUACCGUUAUGAGUUGCACUCAGUAUGGAUGGUUGGAUCAAAAGGCAUCUGUCGCAGAUUUGGAGCUCGUUUAUGUCUCACGAUUCCAGAUGAUCGAAACCGCCUUCAGGACGCGGUUUACUAGUAGAGUGAGGGACACCAUUUGGUCAUGUGAUGAGAAUGGUGAAGUCACCGUUUUUGCCACGUCUCUGCACGAAUUAGGAAGACUGAAGCUGCCAUCGCUUGGUGCUCCCAUUGUAAGUGGUGUCGAUGAUGUCUAUUUCUCUCUCACUAUGUAUAGUUAUAUGAUCCGUGCUCCGGAAAUGAUAGGAACUGAUAUUUUGCUGCUUGUUACCGAGCGCCAACUCAUACUUCUUCGUAUUAGCGAAACAAAUUCAGUUGGUUUGUUGGCAAGUCUCGAAAGUCCAUAUUCGAUCAAGACCGCUUCCGUAGUUGUUCAGGCUGCUAGCAGGCAAAUCUGGACUGGCCAUUCAGAAGGCCGUAUAUCAAUCCACCAUCUGAGUCAAGAAGACAAGUUUUCGUUCUCAUCGUCGCUGUAUCUGCCGGAUGAUAGCGUGACCGUCAAAGAUAUCGUAACGAGUCGAGACGGCGUUAAUGUAUGGAUCACGUAUGAAGGAGGUGAGGUGUCGUGA